Messenger RNA from Microbotryum saponariae, 2171 nucleotides. The record is from the annotation of a GenBank genome assembly. Lineage: Eukaryota; Fungi; Basidiomycota; Microbotryomycetes; Microbotryales; Microbotryaceae.
AUGCGAGGUUUGAUUAUGUUUGAGCUUUUGGCAUUGAUGAUGGUGUUGGAGAAGGUACAAGGCCACAUGGUGAGUACAUCCGUGGAUUCAGGGGGUGAUGACUCCCCGAUAGAACGUCGUCGUCGGACCUGCGCGUAGCUUGCGCCAUGUGACAGGAUGCUGACUGUGCAUUACCCCUACUCUUCAAUUGACCACAUUGGUAUAUUGUACCUUCCAAGACUAUCUGGUAAGUGCUUCACCCACCCCAUUCCUUAAUCUCCUUGCCACUCGUCAGGCCGAAUCCACAGCCCCUGUCCCGUGGGAUCCACCCACGAGUUCUGAUCGGGGUCACCUCUUCCCUUCUCACCUCGACGUCGCAGGAGUAAAUCCAUGUACGGCGUCGGCAAAGACUUUAAAUUCGUCGUACCCGGUCAACCUUGUGACCCGAUCGGCCCGGAUUUGAAAACUCGAGAUGAGUGGUGGUUCAGGUGAGCAUCUGAUCAUGCCGUCCACUCUCCCCAACAAGCGCACCGAACAACCCUUCGCCCCCCUCUCGUUCAUAGAGGCCCCGCAUACCGAGCCCUGCCCCCUCCUGAAGGCGAAGUGACUGAACUGAUCGCCGGCAAAUCCGUAACGUUUGAAAUUUCGUGCCACGUCGCUUGGACCUCCUUCGGAUGGAGUACGACCAAACCUGGCAGUCAUUUGGAUGCUUGUCCCGGCAAUCCUGGUAUGUCCUACCUUUUUCAUCGCAGCAAGUUCAAGUGAGAUUAUUUGAGUUGAUGAGGGUGUGUUCCAUUCGCAGGGGCCUACCACGCAGGAGACCCUUUGAAAGACUCUAUCGACGAAAGCCUUCUCUCAGGCUGCGCAUUGGCCAUCGCGGACGUGGACGAUAUUGAAAAGGUCACACCGGAUAACCUCGUCAUUUUUAGUGUUCAGUCUCAGUGUAUAAAACAGAAGAUCACGUCUUUUGAGGUGAGGUCAAGAGUGUUGAGGCAGGGUUUGAGAUCCUUUCGCUGAUUUAAGAUUUGCGACGGGAUGUACGCGGUAGGUCCCUGCUGCGAUGCCUCCGUGCAAGGGGAAGAAAUGUAUUUGUGGUUGGUAAGUGCCUUUCGUAUCAAUCCUUCACAUGAUUCGCCGCGUAUGUCGUAUCCUGGAUCGCUAAAAUCAUUCGUUUCACCACGCCGCCCGUGACAGGUUCUGGUAAGUGCUCAGCAACCAAAGGAGCUUCAGCCGAGGAAAUGAUCGUAAUCAACACUGACUUGAUUCGCUCUCCACCAGGCUCGCCAAUACCGGCACCGUAAAUUUCUACAUGAGUGAGUUUCACAUAAAACAAAAAACCAAAAAACCCCGAGCUCCCCGCACUAAGCACCGGACUUGAACCGAAAAAAAAAAACCCUAACUCAACCGAACCUUCGCUCCUGUCCUCUUCCUCAGCCGCCUUCGACUGCGCCGUCACCAACCCUUCCCCCACCUCGAUCCGUCCGAUCCAAUUUCCCCUUUCGGACCCUUACAUGUGCGAAAAUUACCUUCAUAACCAAACUUGUAUCCAAGUUCAACAGAAAUACGCCAAGAGGCCUAUUUACGCUUAUAAUGAACCGCAGAACGUGAAGUGGGUUUCGAAUGAGGAUCGAGCGGGCUAUCAUGAGAAAUGGGGGUGGGUCGAUGGGGCGCAGGAGGGGAUCUUUGGGGAAGGGAAAGGGGAAGGGAUGGGGGAUAGUGAGAGGGGUAGGGGUGUGGCGAUCAAAGGGGAUGCGAGGACUGCGAUGUCGAUGGCUGCGACGACGAUGGCUGCGACUGGGAAGGCGACGAUUACGUCGACGUCGACGAAAGUGGAGAAGACUACACCGAAGCCGGCAGCGACGAGGGCGACGACUACAAUUCAAGUCCAACAUCGAAACGCACCGUCAGCUCAUCGUACUCCCGAGCCUCAGCGCGUCAAGUGCAAGAAGAACAAGUCGAAGCACGUCGCCACCGUUUCAAAGCUGAAAUUGAUGAUGAUGAUGACGACCGACUCGGCCAGGGCCAAGCCAAGAACCAAGCCCAAGUCCAAGUCCAAGCACCACAACCACACCAAGCAAAAUCAUCACCGACACACCAAACAAGGCAAGCCUAAGAGGAGCAGCAAGACGCAGGGACGCCGUCAAUCGAGCAAGACUGGUCGACCCAAGCUACGGAUGACCUCCUUUCUUUGA